UUUCGGUAAUGGCGUAGGUUGCGGUUGCAACGUUGCAAAUGUGUAGUGAGUGAAAGGCAAAGUCUUCGCUUUAAUGUCAGGACCACUCAUUGUAGCCGCUGUCAUCGGCGGAGGAAUAAUCAUAUUUUUACGUCGUAUGUUCCCUAGAAAGAAGUCUGUACAUUUGUUGCAGUAUCCUGUCGAUAUAAUGCGAGGAAAAACUGUUAUCGUGACCGGAGCAAACAGCGGCAUAGGAAAGGCCGUAGCCUGGGAGCUGCUCAAACUCAAAGCUCGGGUGAUCUUGGCCUGUAGGGACCCACAAAAAGCUGAAGAGGCGGCUAAGGACAUGAAGAAACAAGCCGGCCCCGAUCAAGGCGAACUGGUCAUUAAACAACUUGACCUUGCAUCCCUUAAAUCGGUACACAGUUUUUGUCAGGAGAUCAUUAAGGAUGAGGUCAAGAUUGAUGUCCUCAUCAAUAAUGCAGGAGUCUACCAGUGUCCUUACACCAAGACAGAGGAGGGGUUUGAGAUGCAGCUGGGUGUCAACCACCUUGGCCACUUCUUCCUAACCCACCUUCUAUUGGAUUUCCUAAAGGGCUCUGCCCCCUGUCGCAUUGUGGUGGUCUCCUCCAAGCUUUACAAGUAUGGUCACAUCAAUUUUGACGAUCUCAACAGUGAGAAUGAGUAUAAUAAGGCUUUCUGCUACAGCCAGAGCAAGCUGGCCAACCUGCUGUUUACCCAUGAGCUCUCACGCCAGCUGGAUGGCACCGGAGUAACUGUUAACGCCCUCACUCCUGGCAUCGUGAGGACCAGGCUGGGCCGGCACAUGCAUAUUCCCUUUCUGGCCAAGCCCUUUUUCUACCUGGCCUCUCUGGCCUUUUUCAAGAGCCCACUGGAGGGAGCCCAGACCCCACUUUACCUGGCCUGCUCCAGAGAAGUGGAGGGUGUGUCCGGAAAGUGCUUUGCCAACUGCCAAGAGGAGGAACUGUUGCCCAAAGCCAUUGAUGAUCAUGCAGCCAGGAGGCUGUGGGACCUGAGUGAGAGAAUGGUUGGUCUAAAGCAAUGAGAGACCUAUACUAGAUUUUUACUAGGGCUGUCCCCGACUAAGAUUUUCUUUGGUCGACCAAGACUCGACUAAACACUUCUGAAAAUCAACUAAUCGAAAUUUGAAACUUUUUUUUUUCUAUAAAUGUCACAAUGUUUUUUAUCAAACCCUUUUUUGUGAUGUUUUACCUAACUGCUUUAAGAUAAUAUGAA
Osmerus eperlanus (European smelt) is the source of this 1236-nucleotide messenger RNA. RefSeq names its product retinol dehydrogenase 14-like. NCBI's taxonomy places the organism in Eukaryota, Metazoa, Chordata, Actinopteri, Osmeriformes, Osmeridae. Bases 74 to 1045 code for a protein of 323 amino acids. The transcript is spliced from 2 exons. The record is from RefSeq and is a predicted model, not a curated record.